Messenger RNA from Drosophila subobscura, 3890 nucleotides. RefSeq names its product neurogenic locus protein delta (gene Delta). The record is from RefSeq and is a predicted model, not a curated record. Gene Ontology annotation, molecular function: calcium ion binding. The transcript has 6 exons. NCBI's taxonomy places the organism in Eukaryota, Metazoa, Arthropoda, Insecta, Diptera, Drosophilidae. Gene Ontology annotation, biological process: establishment or maintenance of epithelial cell apical/basal polarity; Notch signaling pathway; cell communication. Gene Ontology annotation, cellular component: protein-containing complex; plasma membrane. Bases 845 to 3376 code for a protein of 843 amino acids.
AAUUUAAACGGCCUUCACCAUUCAAGUCGCGCGCGCGCGUCGUCAAGAAAAUUACUAAGUUCAAAAGUUGGUAGCGUACUAAACGUAUUCGUCGGUGUUCGCAUUUACUAGAGAGCGCGCGGCAAAAAAUUACUAUUCGCGUGAAACAGUGUAACAACAACAACAAAAAUAUCCACACAUUUGUUUGGGGAAAUAAUAUUUUGGAAAUAUAUCUAUCGCAUGAAACUCCCCGCAAGAGAAGUGAUCUUUUAAUAGAGAAAUAUUCCAAAUAUUUGCAUGUGUUUGUCGGUAAUUUUACAUCAACAAAAGAAAAAGAAGGAAUAAUAAAUAAUAUACAAAACGAGCGGCAGAGGAAAAAGAGCAGCCCUUGGCGGCAUUUUUUUGGUGCCAUAAACCGUUAGUUCUGUUCUCGCACAAAAUACACAAAAGAGAACACAUACAGAAAAAGCAAAAAGAAAAAGAGUUUUACUUAAAAUAAACCGCAAACUAAAAUAAAUGCCGAAAUAAAAUCGAAAUAUUGUGGCGCGUGCACGUGUGAGGCGGAGAAGGAGAAUAACAACAGCAAAUGCAAAACCAUGUGCCGCACUAAAUAGCAACAAAAUAAUACAAGAACGAGCAGAAGAAGUGUGGUCGAGGAAGAUUAAACGAAAUUCGCGAGAGAAGCUGCAGCUAAAAAGUAGCUGUAAAUUCUCGACUAAAGCAACAAUUAAACAAUAACGCGAUCGACUCUCUUCUCUCCUACACACACACACAACACACACGAGGAUUAUCACACUCACACACACACACACUCCCUACACACUCGCCGAAAUCACGCAGGAGAGAAACAAAAGCAACAGUAAACAUGCAUUGGAUUAAAUGUUUAUUAACAGCAUUCAUUUGCUUUACAGUCAUUGUGCAGGUUCACAGUUCCGGCAAUUUUGAAUUGCGGCUAAAAUAUUUUAGCAACGAGCAUGGAAGGGACAAUGAGGGUCGCUGCUGCAGCGGCGAAACGGAUGCGGCGACGGGCAAGUGUUUGGGUACUUGCAAAACCCGGUUUCGGGUUUGCUUGAAGCACUAUCAGGCGACCAUCGACACCACAUCGCAGUGCACCUACGGGGAUGUGGUGACACCCAUUCUGGGCGAGAAUUCGGUCAAUCUGACCGAUGCGCAACGCUUUCAAAAUAAGGGAUUCUCGAAUCCCAUUCAAUUUCCCUUUCAGUUUUCAUGGCCGGGCACCUUCUCGCUGAUCGUCGAGGCCUGGCAUGAUACGAACAACAGCGCCAACACCCGUGUAAACAAUCUACUCAUACAGCGGCUGUUGGUGCAGCAAGUCUUGGAGGUGUCCUCCGAUUGGAAGACCAACAAAUCGGAAUCACAGUACACAUCGCUGGAGUACGAUUUCCGUGUCACCUGCGACUCCAACUAUUAUGGCUCGGGCUGUGCCAAGUUCUGUCGCACGCGGGACGACUCCUUUGGCCACUCCAAGUGCUCGGAGACGGGCGAAAUUAUUUGCCUGAGCGGAUGGCAGGGCGAUUAUUGUCAUAUACCAAAAUGCGCCAAAGGCUGUGAGCAUGGACACUGCGAUAAACCCAAUCAAUGCGUUUGCCAAUUGGGAUGGAAGGGACCUCUGUGCAACGAGUGCGUGCUGGAGCCCAACUGCCUGCAUGGAACAUGCAACAAGCCCUGGACGUGCAUCUGCAACGAGGGGUGGGGUGGUCUGUACUGCAACCAGGACCUCAAUUACUGCACGAAUCAUCGUCCCUGCAAGAAUGGCGGCACCUGUUUCAACACCGGCGAGGGCCUCUACACGUGCAAGUGUGCGCCAGGGUUCAGUGGCGAUGACUGCGAAACGGAGAUCUACUCGUGCGAUGCCGGCGUCAAUCCCUGCCAGAACGGCGGCACCUGUGUGGACGAGCAGACGAAGGGAGGCUACAAGUGCAUGUGUGCCAAUGGCUGGAGCGGCAGGAUGUGCGAGGACAAGGUGCUAACGUGUGCGGACAAGCCCUGCCAUCAGGGCACCUGCCGCAAUGUGCGCGCCGGUCUGGGCAGCAAGGGGCAGGGGUUUCAGUGCGACUGCCCCGGCGGAUACAGCGGACCCACGUGCGAGCUACAGCUGGACAAUUGCCGACCGAAUCCCUGCCUGAACGGCGGCAGUUGCCAGCCGAACGGCAAGUGCAUUUGUCCCAGCGGCUUCACAGGCACCAAAUGCGAAACGAACGUCGACGACUGCCUGGACCACAAGUGCGAGAACGGCGGCACCUGCAUCGAUCAGGUGAAUCAGUAUCGCUGUCAGUGCGUGCCCGGCUUCCAUGGCUCCCACUGCAGCAGCAAGCUCGAUCUCUGCCUCAUCCGACCCUGCGCCAAUGGCGGCACUUGCCUAAACCUCAAGAACGACUUUCAAUGCACGUGCAGAGCGGGCUUCACCGGCAAGGAUUGCUCCAUUGACAUUGACGAGUGCAUCAGUGGACCCUGCCACAAUGGCGGCACCUGCAUGAAUCGCGUCAACAGCUUCGAGUGCGUCUGCGCUAAUGGAUUCCGUGGCAAGCAGUGCGACGAGGAGUCAUACGAUUCGGUCACGUUCGAUGCCCACCAAUACGGAGCCACGACUCAGGCCCGCGCCGAUGGUCUGACCAAUGCUCAGGUUGUGCUCAUUGCCGUCUUUUCGGUGGCCAUGCCGCUGGUGGCUGUCAUUGCCGCCUGUGUGGUCUUUUGCAUGAAACGGAAACGGAAGCGCGCCCAGGAGAAGGACGAUGCAGAGGCGCGCAAGCAAAACGAACAGAAUGCCGUGGCCACCAUGCAUCACAAUGGCAGUGCCGUGGGCGUGGGCCUCACGGCCGGUGCGCUCGGCGUCAAAACGGGCUCCAACAGCGGCCUGACCUUCGACAAUGGCAAUCCGAAUAUCAUCAAGAACACGUGGGACAAGUCGGUGAACAACAUCUGUGCCUCGGCGGCGGCGGCGGCAGCUGCUGCUGACGAGUGCCUCAUGUAUGGCGGCGCACUGUCCAACUAUGUGGCGCAGGCGGACAAUAAUGCCAACUCGGAGUUUUGCGGCGUGGGCCAGAUUGCACCAUUGCAGCGGGCCAAAUCCCAGAAGCAGCUCAACACAGAUCCCACGCUGAUGCAUAGGAGUGCCUCAGCAGCAGCAGCAGCAGCAGCCGCGGCGGGUGGCGCCUCUGGGACGGCCAAAGACUACAGCAGCGGCGGGCCCGUGGCUGAGGGCAAGCGCAUCUCCGUUUUGGGAGAGGGCUCGUACUGCAGCCAGCGGUGGCCGUCGCUCGCAGCGGCGGGUGUGGCAGGUGCAUGCUCCUCCCAAAUGAUGGCCGCUGCCUCGGCCACCGGCAGUGGGGCGGGGACGACGCAAAGGACAGUAGUCUGUGGCACGCCGCACAUGUAAAAAAAAAACCAAACACAAAAACUCACAGAAAGUAAAACACACAUACAAACACGCUCUCUGGUUAGAGGAGGAAAUACAAAGAAAAGACUGGGGUUGGGUUUUCGACACACACAAAAAAUAUAAAAGAAAUAUGUGAAAAAGAGACGCCAAAAUAUAUAUUUGGGGCCGCGAUACACACCGGCUUCGUUGUUGAUCGAAAUUGAAGCAGUUUAGUCGUCAGAAUAUCAGAAUAUCCAUUAAAAGAAAUACUAUAUCCCUCCCCGAUUUAAAUGUGACUUAAGCCUAAAGUAAAUGAUUUUUAUGUACCCUUAAAACAAAACAAAAAACCUUAAGUAAAGUUGCCUUUUUUCCAACCCAUAACUUGACCUUAGACCUUGACCCCUUUUCCCGGACGACGAGAGGAGUUGACCUCUCCACUAUACACGUUUUGACGUUUUGCAUGUUACUGAAAAAUCUGCUUCAAUUUAAUUCUAUUUCGCUAUAAAUUGUAAAUAUAACAACAGUAAAUUUAAAA